Molecule: messenger RNA, 3054 nt
Organism: Carassius gibelio (silver crucian carp)
Lineage: Eukaryota; Metazoa; Chordata; Actinopteri; Cypriniformes; Cyprinidae
Product: protein FAM13C
Exons: 13
Coding region: 254-1747 (497 amino acids)
Source: RefSeq, a predicted model, not a curated record
AUCUCUACACGUGAGUCCUAGUGCACCAGAUCUGUCAAAACACAUCACACCAUAUCUAAAGCUCGUCCUCUCUGUCUCUCUCUCAGACACACAGGGUAUUUGGGACUGAUCAAGACCAGUUUUUGUAGAUAUUUUUCUGCGCCCGGCAAGUCAAGCUUGGGACAUCAAGGCAAUCUGUGAGGCUUUCACAAACAACAGCACCAAGUGACCAAUCCAAUGAUACUGAAAUCUGUCAUCCUUCACUGAGUGGGAAAUGGAGGCUGUGUGUGAAGAGAGUUUGCACAGAUUUUGGGGAGCUGUGUGUGUUGAUUGGAGGAACCAAUUCUGUGUCACCUCACCCGACAUAAGCUUCACAUUCUUACUGACAGAGGAAGACAAACCUCAAAUGCCUGAGGGCUCUUUGCUGAAGCUCCAGGCUCUGGAGGGAGACACCAGCCCUUCUUCAGACCCCUCUCCCGAAGAAAGUCCUCCCAGCCUGGGAUUCAAAGAUGAAAUCCUGAUUUCUUCAUGCAAUGGUAUUGGGCAAGAGCACAGUUUACCAGACUGUAGGCUGGCAGAGAGUGACUGUAGCAGUGAUUUCCAGCGGAGCCCGGGGCCCAGUCGACUUAUUCAGCACAUCACAGACGACAACAGCCCCCUGCCUUCCCCACGCUGCUCCAGCUUCAGUCAGGGCCAACGCUUCAACACAGACCCUGAAUCUGCCCCGUCUCCACCCUGCGCACAGCAUCUCAUAAUGGCUCGUGGAGUUGUUAGAAUGGAGGUUCCUGGAGACGCAAAGGAAGCUACUUCCAUCCCACUCCUCAGCAAACACAUCCAAACUCUCAAGAGGAAAAUACGCAGGUUUGAGGAGCGCUUUGAGCAAGAAAUGAACUAUAAGCCUUCACACAAUGAUAAAUCAGCCAAUCCAGAGAUGUUCAAACUCAUGAGUGAACUAGCCAGGUCUCGCAAGCAGCUCAAAGAUUUGAAGCUCAGACAGUCAUUUGAGGGAUCCCCGACACAUGAGAACAACAAGUCCACAGAUAGUUGCAGGUACACCAUCGGCCAGCAGGUGACGCCAGAGCAGCAGCACAAGCCCUCUCUGGAGGAGACAGUGGGCGCACUCCUGAAACGACUACGGGAGAAACGCCAGGCCCUCGGCCUCCCAGACAACAUGAAGGAGAUGACCCAAAGACAGAUGGCCCUAGAGAAGAUCACUCUGCAAAAAUGUCUACUGUAUUUUGAGAGCUUACAUGGCCGCCCUGGCACCAAACAAGAGAAAAACCUGGUAAAACCUCUCUAUGAUAGAUACCAGAUGGUGAAACAUCUCCUGUGUGCGACUCCCACUAUUACAACUAUAGAAGAAGAAGAAGGCUCAGAUGACGACUCUGUCCGGUACACCCCCCCACCCGUGUGCCUCACUGAUAAGAGCAGCUGUGGGGAGGAGGAGGGAGACAGUGACCCGGCCUUUGUGUCUCCACUGGAUGAGAUCAAGACAGUGAGACAUUCAGCCAUAACCAUGUCCAACCUCCACGAGGCCUCCAGGUCUGAGUUGCUGGAAUGUUUGCAUGAGACUCGAGCCGAAAAGAAGAGACGACGUAAAGCCAUCAGAGAGUUUGAAGAGCAGUUCCUCAGACAGAUGGGAAGAACCGCACAAAAAGAUGACAGAAUCCCCGUGGCCGAGGAGUACCAGGAGUACAAAAGUCUCAAAGCCAAAUUACGCUUACUGGAAGUGCUGCUCAGCAAACGGGAAACCACACAGACUAUCUGAGUUAAAGAGAUUCUUUCUGCCUUUCAGUGUUGAACCCAAUGUUUGGACCAAAUGGAGAUUUACUUUUGACAUAAUUGUGCCAUAAUGAUGCUAAAAUGCACUUUAAUAUGUUUUCUGACCACAUUAGAAGUCCUAGACUCAGUGGGUUGGGCCGAACCGAUCAAGGCCUUUCAGUGACUACUAGAACAAACACAAACGUGUGCGAUCUCUGUGCUGUGUACAGAGCGAGACAGAUCGAUACAAACCUCAUUCAGAUUUCAAAGGGCAAAAGAGAAUAGAGUAUUCAUCUAUGUUUAUGGAACAUGGCACUUUAUUUUUGGAGAAGAUUUUUAUUUUUAUUUUUAACCAAAGUCGAAUCGUAUGCAAUUGUAAUGUUUUCUUGCUCUUGUCUGAAGCUAGUUUAUGAUUCUAAUUAGGACCGUAGUGACAUUGUGCACACUAAUGAGGAUCCAUGAUUCUCUGGGGCUAGACAAAAUCUCUAGACUGUCAAAUAAUGCAACGCUCUAGAUAGAAAACAACUCAGAGCACUUAAAAUAAUGGUUUUAUGCAAAUUUCAAUGAGUUCCUUAACAUAAAAAAACAGCAGAAACAAACCAUAAUUGUAUGCAUUGUAUGAGCCAACAAAACGUAAUUGUUUAUUUCUCAUAUAUUUGUCUCUCGCAUUAAAAAGGGAGCACAAAAUGAGACAUACCACCCAGAAUUGAAAAGAUUCUCCCAGAAGAGCUAAGGACUGUAUUUCUAAAGAUCCAUUUUUCUCAAAAACGUGUUACAGUAUGGUACGUGGUCAUCACAGAGCACAGUUUUCCUCCUAUACAUCAAGAGCAAAUGAUAUAUUGGUUAAAAUGAACACUGUCCAAUCACAUCAUACAUUAAAAACAAUACUGAAGCCCGAAGCGGAGAUAUGAUCAUGAGAAGCGGAUGAGCGCUUUAAGUGCAAUUCUGCUCAAGUAGCUACUCUCUGGAAACGAAACAAUCAAUAUCUUUGCUUUCCGACGGCUCUACUGCAAUGAACUAUUACAAUCUUUGUGUAGUGUCUUUGCAUGCCAACCAGCUAAACUGUUGAGUUGUGCUACAAUCAGGUGUGGUUAUUCUGUCAUGUUAAUGUCGUCCCAGAAUUUAUUUGCUGUACACAUCCACAAUGACAAAUGUAGCUUUUGAAUGCUAGCUAUAGUGCACGUAACUUCAUUGGUUUAUACAGUAUAUAUAUAUAUUUUUUUUUUAUCACCAAAGUCCUGUAUUGUGCACUUCUGAUCCUGUCCAUUUUCUAUUCAUCAGUUAAAAAAUAAAUAUUUUUCUAUCUACACAUCA